This is a messenger RNA of Rhinolophus ferrumequinum (greater horseshoe bat), 1560 nucleotides long. RefSeq names its product fas-activated serine/threonine kinase-like. NCBI's taxonomy places the organism in Eukaryota, Metazoa, Chordata, Mammalia, Chiroptera, Rhinolophidae. Gene Ontology annotation, molecular function: RNA binding. Gene Ontology annotation, biological process: mitochondrial RNA processing; regulation of mitochondrial mRNA stability. The record is from RefSeq and is a predicted model, not a curated record. Gene Ontology annotation, cellular component: mitochondrial matrix; ribonucleoprotein granule.
AUGGCGGACUCGAUGGCCUAUGAGGAGGGGGGGGGGGGGGGGGGAGGGGAGGCCGGCUCCCCCCCAAGACCGACUGAGGGAGCGACCUGCGUGGGGCCUAGGGAGUCAUGAUCUCCAUCACCUAACUCCAUGCUUCGAGUCCUGCUAUCUGCCCACGCCUCUGCUAUUCGGCUGUCUGGCCUGCUGCUGCUCCCACCAGUACAAACCUGUUGCCUGGGGCCCAGCAAAUGCGGGGACCAGCCUCCUGGAGGAGGCCCCCAUGCAGGCCCUGUGCAGGGGCUGCAGCGGCUUCUGGAACAAGCAAGGAGCCCUGGGGAGCUGCUGCGAUGGCUGGGCCAGAACCCUACCAAGGUGCAUGCCCACGAUUACCCUGUGGCACUUUGGCUUCUGGGCCAGCUCUUGGGGUCUCGGCCACAGCCCCCUCCUGUGGAGCAGGCCACACUGCAGGACUUGAGUCAGCUCAUCAUCCGAAACUGCCCCUCCUUUGACAUUCACACCAUCCACGUGUGUCUGCACCUUGCAGUCUUACUUGGCUUCCCCUCAGAUGGGCCCCUGAUGUGUGCCUUGGAGCGUGAGCAAAGGUUCCGCCUCCCUCCGAAGCCACCUCCCCCUCUGCAGCCUGUCCUUCGUGGUGGGCAAAGGUUGGAAGCUGCUCUGAGCUGCCCUCGUUUCCUGCGGCGUCCACAGCAGCACCUCAUCCGCAGCCUAGCAGGGGCCAGGCCACAGGAACUGACCCCACACGUGAUGGUGCUCCUGGCCCAGCACCUGGCCCGGCACCGUUUGUAGGAGCCCCAGCUUCUGGAAGCCAUUGCCCACUUCCUAGCGGUCCAGGAAGCCCAGCUCAACAGCAAGGUGGUACAGAAGUUGGUCCUGCCCUUUGGGCGGCUGAACUACUUGCCCCUGGAGCAGCAGUUUAUGCCCUGCCUUGAGAGUAUCCUGGCUCGGGAAGCAGGGAUGGCCCCGCUGGCCACUGUCAACAUCUUGAUGUCACUUUCCCUGCUGCGGUGUCUACCCUUCCGAGCCCCGCACUUUGUCUUUUCCCCAGGUUUCAUCAACCACAUCAGUGGCACCCCUCAUGCCCUCAUUGUGCGGCGUUACCUCUCCCUGCUGGACACGGCCGUGGAGCUGGAGCUCCCAGGAUACCGGGGUCCCUGCGUUCCCCGAAGGCAGCAAGUGCCCAUCUUCCCCCAGCCACUCAUCACCGACCGUGCCCGCUGCAAGCACAGUCACAAAGAUAUAGUAGCAGAGGGGCUGUGCCAGCUUCUCGGGGAAGAGAAAUACCGCCAGGACCUGACGGUGCCUCCAGGUUACUGCACAGACUUCCUGCUGUGUGUCAGCAGCUCUGGUUGUGUGCUUCCUGUGAGGACCCAGGACCCCUUCCUCCUACAUCCUCCCAGGUCCUGUUCCCAGGGCCAGACUGCCUCUCAGCCCACUACCCGAGACCCUGCCCAGCUACCCUUCGAGGAACUGGAGUCACAGAGAGGCCUGCCCCAGCUCAAGAGCCACCUACGGCAGAAGCUCCAAGCCUUGGGCCUCCACUGGGGUCCUAAAGGGGGGUGA